UGUCGCCAAAGCUUCACCGCCAUCCUCCCCAUCCUCCUCCUCAGCAGCAGCAGCCUGGCUGUCAGCAGCAUGUAGUGUACAGCAGGGCAGCUGAGCUUUAUUUUGCUUCCCACACUGGAAACCUCUGUAGUGCAGUUGGACUUGACGUCUAGCAGCAACACGACAUCUCAGACUUUAAGCAGGCAGACUCGGCGGCUUAGUGACUGCGUUCACAGCUGUGGAGUCGGUGUGAGAGCGCCUCCGUGCUUCGUGCUGAGCUCGGGACUGCAGCAACGGGACAAAAGACAUAAGAGGAGAAAGAGAGGACGGGAGGCAACAAAAUCACGGGAACAAAUCGUCGAAAGAGAAUCGGCGGAGACGGCAUGUUGAUUAGAGCUGAGUUUAAGAGACAAACCUGACUGUGGAGGAGACACUGAGAGAUAUAUAGAUUCUUAGCUCACAGACAGGAAAGAGGCUCACCUGAAGCCACACAGGUUGGAAAAGUGAGAGCUACGAAAUUCAGGGUGUUGGCCAUGGCUGCAGGCCUGCUGCUGGGAGGAUAGAGUUCAACCACACCUACACUGCAACUUCCUCAACCUUCAUCCAUCCUCUCGUAACCUGAAUCAGUGUGUCGAGACCCCUCCAACUUCCUCUUCCUCUAAGCCAUCACCACAUUGCCCAAGUCCUGUGUACUCAUCACUGUUAAAAGCCAGUGACAUCGUCACACAGACUAGUUAACCAGUCAGCUGUGUUACUUGGAGAGAGUGACUCUGCGGCAGUCGCAGUCGUUGCAGAGUUUGACGUACAGCGGCCUUUUUUAUUCCCGCACAUGGACUGUUGAUGAAGAAAGAUGGCAGCGAGACUGGCAGGCGCCGCCCCUUCCUCUCGGCCACCCUCCCUCCCCCCAGCGGGCGUGGCUCGGACCGGUUAAGGUGUGUCUGUUGGCAUCCAUCGCAGCAUCGGCAGCAGCUGGCAGAGCGCGGGAAGGAGCAGUAUGCAGGAAACUGACUUACCGGCCACAAAUGCCUUUAAAGAGUGCAAGUUCCACUGCACCAAUGGGAAUUGUUUGCGUCUGGGCUCGCUGAUCUGCAACCAGCUGAAUAACUGUGGGGACAACAGCGAUGAGGAGAACUGCCCCGUGGUCACCCAGCACCCUCCACCGGGCAUCUUCAACUCUGAACUGGAGUUUGUUCAGAUCGUCAUCAUCAUCGUGGUGAUGACAGUGAUGGUGGUGGUGAUCAUCUGCUUGCUCAACCACUACAAGCUCUCCACCUGGUCCUUCAUAACGAGGCAGAGCCAGGCCCGCAGGCACGACCAUGCCCUGCAGCAGGACGGGUGUCUGUGGCCUUCAGACAGCAGCUCUCGACAAGGUGCCUCGGAGGUAUUAUACGCUCCCCAGGCCCGGGAUCGCUUCACUGCUCCCUCCUUCAUGCAGCGCGACCGCUUCAGUCGCUUCCAGCCCACCUACCCUUACCUGCAGCACCAGAUCGACCUGCCGCCCACCAUCUCGCUGUCGGACGGCGAGGAGCCCCCGCCCUACCAGGGUCCCUGCACCCUGCAGCUCCGCGACCCCGAGCAGCAGAUGGAGCUCAACCGCGAGUCGGUGAGGGCGCCGCCCAACCGGACCAUCUACGACAGUGACUUGAUCGACAUGGGAGGAGGCGGGAGCCUGGGAGGGGUGGGGGGAGGAGGAGGCGGAGGAAUGGGAGGAGGCGGCCCGAGGCCGCCGAGCAGUAACUCGGGCAUCAGUGCGGCCAACUCCAGCAGCCACGGGCGCAUGGAGGGCCCCCCGCCAGCGUACAGCGAGGUGAUGGGCCACUACCCCGGCUCAGCGUUCUUUCUACACCAGCACAGCAAUAACCAGAGGGUGGGGGGGCCGGGGAGCAGGACAAUCCAGCAGCAGAGCCAAUCAGAAAGCACAAUAGUACCUGCCAAGGCCAAGGACGGCCAACCGGAGGACCUGGUGUGAAGAGCGGGGUCGGGGGGGGGCAGGUGGGGCCAGGUGGGGCCGCCCAGCCCGGACUGAAAGCUGUCUCUCCUCUUCACCCUGAUCACCUGUAAGCAGUGGUCUCUCUAUCGCUCUCUCUCUCUCUGUCUCUCUCAUGUCCUCUCUCCACACUCCCAUGCACAAAUAAAUAUCAACCUUAGCUACAACAAAACAAGGAAAGAGAGGAACCAAGAGUUGAUUUCAUUUCACUUUCUUUCCAGUGUUAGUCUAACCGCUAGCUCUGCUGGGGCCGGAUGUAUGCACUGCAUGGAGAGUUCUUUUUUCCUCUACAUGAGAAAGAAACACACUGCUAGCACAGAUUGAAACAAUUUGCUUUUUUUUUUUUUGUCCCGUCGGGUGACGGCUCGGUCCCCGGGAACUGAGGAUGAUGUUUUUUUUGUUUUUUUUUUCUUUUUUGUUUCUUUUUUUCGGACCGGGAUCUGUGCACAAAGCGAGAACUGAGAAUCAAGGACUUACAGAGAACACAACAAAACAAGAGACUCACAAACCCAAAUCUUAGUGCCAAGGUUCACGAGGAAGCAAAGCAAGGGGAGGGGGGGGGAAAUGACUCGUUCUAACAUUCAAAACACAAAAAAGAAAAGUUAUCUAAAAGUUGCACUAUCUUUUUGUUGUAAAAGAGAAGAGGGAAAUUAUGCUAUGUGAUGAUGAUGAUGUGUUUGUUUUUCUCUUCUUUUUUUUUUCGUCCUUUUCAUGAAUGGACUGACUGACUGAACUUUGCCUCCAAAGUUGUUUAAACAGUUGGGAGCAAAAAACAAACAAACAAGUAUUAUAAGCUUAUGUCCUUCCUUUUUUGAAAACAGCAAGAAAUACUCGUACCCAGCCUACAACAUCUCUGUCUGCUUACACCACAGGCACAGUGAGACUUAGUAAGAGACUAACCUAGUACCGCUCACGUCUGUGAGGAAGAGAUCUGCCUGCUGACCGGCUGCUGGGUGGAACAAACAUUUCUUACUUCCUCUGGUAGUUUGUUACAACAUUUGGAGGUUGGUUCCCCAAACCGGAGUAGUUCCUAAGCGCUUAGAAAGAUGAGAGCUGCUCGGCAAGAUACAACAUGCUCCAUACUGACAAAUCUGGCCAGGUGGUUGAAUAUCAGGGCCCUGUUCAGACCUGGUAUUAACAUGCGUCCUGAGCGAUCGGAUCACAAGUGGACAGCUCUGAGUACAGUUGUGAGCGCACGCAAGACGCAUUGAGAUCGGUUCUUUCAGACCACAUUCAGAAGUGGUCUGGGCCACAUAUGGCCACAUUCUUUUAGCAGUGUGUAGUGACACAUUAAGGACCGCCUACUCAACUGACGUCCCGCUGGGAUCCGCGGGUCUCACUAGACAGAUGGACGCGAGCGCUUGUCUGCCUCGCAGCAUGGAAACGGCCUCCGUGCAUCAGUGUCACCGAUUACACCGGACGUUUUACAAGAAAAGAUGACGGUCAAUAUGCGUAGAGCGCUAACUUUGAUCUUUAACGUCGGGUGGCGGUGUGUCUGGCUUCUCCGGUCCAGCUUUCGCUGCGGGGGCCGCAGGUUUCCACCCGGCGCUGCUCUGCCACAAACACCGGCUGUGACCGCUCCGUCCUUCUCAAGGAGAUUACCUCAUUUACGUUACUGUUCCAUUAGCAUUGGGUUUAAAUCUGAAAUAUUGCUAAUUAUGUGCUUUUUGCUUUUCGCUUCGACACCAAAUCCUCCGCCGUUGCCUUGUCUGUUAACUCUCUCUCUCGUCCUGUGUGACACCUGC
Messenger RNA from Sebastes umbrosus (honeycomb rockfish), 3711 nucleotides. RefSeq names its product low density lipoprotein receptor class A domain containing 4b (gene ldlrad4b). The transcript has 6 exons. Gene Ontology annotation, biological process: negative regulation of transforming growth factor beta receptor signaling pathway. The record is from RefSeq and is a predicted model, not a curated record. Gene Ontology annotation, cellular component: early endosome membrane; Golgi membrane. Gene Ontology annotation, molecular function: R-SMAD binding. Bases 974 to 1948 code for a protein of 324 amino acids. NCBI's taxonomy places the organism in Eukaryota, Metazoa, Chordata, Actinopteri, Perciformes, Sebastidae.